Messenger RNA from Cylicocyclus nassatus, 222 nucleotides. Lineage: Eukaryota; Metazoa; Nematoda; Chromadorea; Rhabditida; Strongylidae. The record is from the annotation of a GenBank genome assembly.
AUGAUCGAAAGACUUCUCGCUUACUUGGAACAAUGCGACAAAUCUAAAGCACUACUGGAAGAAUGGCUCAGCCAUAGAAUUAAGCUAGAGGCAAAGCUACGUAAGCUCGCAAGACAGUUUGAUAAAUGGGAACUGGAAUUUAACUCUGUGAAGAAGAAGGGUUCUGCUGCAAUCUCCACGGAAGCUGAAGCUAACAUCAGUGCCGGUACGUUGUUGGCAUAA